Messenger RNA from Lodderomyces theae, 732 nucleotides. RefSeq lists its product as uncharacterized. NCBI's taxonomy places the organism in Eukaryota, Fungi, Ascomycota, Pichiomycetes, Serinales, Debaryomycetaceae. The transcript has a single exon. The coding region runs from base 1 to 732 and encodes 243 amino acids. The record is from RefSeq and is a predicted model, not a curated record.
AUGCACAAUGUUGAAGACAUAAUAUCCGACUCCGAAGAUGACAUCACUACUUUUUGCAAACCAUUCAAGCCUGAAGCGAUUUCAAACGGUUUGGAUACAGAGGGUCAUGUUGUCAAAGAUUCAGCGGUGUGUGCUAAAGACGAAGAUGACGAAACUGAAGAGUCCGAAGAAGUGUACUUCCAUAUGACCCAAAUGCAGUCAAUACAUGAAAGCGUUACUGGAUUGGAGAAGGAAAAUGAUCUUCAAAAGAAAUCAAUCUUGUUAUUGCGAUCACUACAGUGCGAUUCACAUGAUCAAAUAGAUGAGGACAACGCACCCAACCCACCAGUCAAGAAAAGGGGAAAGAGAAAAUUAGCAACAGGAGUAAGAGGUGGAAGAAAAAACCAAUCUAUGAGUAGUCUGGUUCGUGAGGUUUUUGAGUCGGAUAAAAGCAGAUAUUUCAUUGCCAAGCAGAGUCGAAUCGAUGAAUUCUGCGCCAGGUCUAAAAAUAACAACUUAUCGCGAACUCUACAGCAUCGACGACUUGAACAACUAAGUGGAAAGCAAACUCUAUCUUCCACCGAUUGGCAAGAAAUCUUGAAUGUCAUCAGAAUACAGUUUCCCCGGACCAAGUUACAAUUGUCUUCCGAAAUACAAACAGAGGAGAGCUUUGAAUGCAAGUCACUUUGGGAUGAGGCGGGUUCUAAUAUUAUGUUGAACGAUGAAGAAAUAAAUAUUUUAUAUAAUAGAUGA